GCCACAGUGAAAACGAUAAGGUUCUGGGCGCCGCCAUAGCCCAUAGCACAGGCAGCCCACAGGAGCCUCUUCUUCCCCUCGCCGCGCAUCCCGAGCUCAGAGCUCGUCUCCUCCCCGGCGGGACCUCCUCCUCCUCCUCCCACGCGCCGCCGCCCUCAUGCUCCUCCCGACGCGCGGCCUCCCGGCCGCUCCUUCCCUCUCCCCCGCUUCGCCGCCGCCCUCCCUCCCCGCGCUCCGGCGCCGCCGCCCUAACCCGUCCCGGAGAUCCUCCAAGGUGGUCUCCUACUACGCCCUCACCACUCCGCCGUACAAACCUGAGGCUCUGGAGCCUUACAUGAGCAAGAGGACGGUGGAGCUGCACUGGGGCAAGCACCAGCAGGACUACGUGGAUGGGUUGAACAAGCAGCUCGCCACCAGCCCCUUCUACGGGUACACUCUGGAGGAACUCGUCAAAGAGGCCUACAACAACGGCAACCCCUUGCCGGAGUACAACAAUGCCGCACAGGUCUGGAACCAUCACUUCUUCUGGGAAUCAAUGCAGCCAGAUGGCGGUGGCUCGCCUGAGGGAGGUGUGCUGCGGCAGAUUGAGAAGGAUUUCGGCUCGUUUUUUAAUUUCAGGGAAGAGUUUGUUCGCUCCGCGUUAUCGCUUUUGGGGUCUGGUUGGGUUUGGCUUGUCUUGAAGAGAAACGAGAAAAAACUUGCUGUAGUUCGUACGCGAAAUGCCAUCAGCCCACUUGCUGCUGGAGAUAUUCCAAUCAUCAGCCUAGACUUGUGGGAGCAUGCUUACUACUUGGAUUACAAGGAUGACAGGAGAGCGUACGUGUCAAACUUCAUGGACCAUCUUGUCUCUUGGAACAGUGUCACCCUACGCAUGAUGCGUGCUGAGGCUUUUGUGAACCUUGGUGAACCAAAUAUUCCUGAGUUCUAAGAUGAUAUGGAUGUCACUUGAGAUGCCUACGCAUAUUUCAUCAUCAUGAGGGGCAUGGAAGAAAAAAUCAUGUAUCCCCCCAUGUUUCAUUCAUUUAUCAGAGACGCCAAGGAAAAUUAUGAGCCAGAUUUUAUUGGAGGAGGUGAAGAGCUGCUAAGGCAGCAUGGUUUGCAACCGCGUACCAUGCACGAUGAACAACGAGUCUGCUUUAAGAUAAACAGCCGGGAUUUAAUCGUUGUCGUCGACUGUUUCUAUAAGGAAGUGAUCCCCCAGUUUCAAAUUAUGUGAUAAAGCAGAUAUGGACGCUUUGAAGCAUGUAUACUAGAGUAUGGGCCAUCGGUCUAAAUUCUGCUUGAAGCCGCACAACUUUCUUUAGAGUAUUGCGCUUCAAAAAUGGUUCCCAUAGAGAUUCUGGAAUAGUCUCUAGUUUCCACGCCUAGUCAUAGUUCAUCAUUCUGUUGUAACAGAACUCAGCCACUAUGCAAGUAUGCAACCAGGCAUGUCUGCAUGAAUAUUUUGACUUUCUCAAAAUCCUUUGGGUGCACUGCAGUUUGUUCCUAUGUUAUAUCGAAAUACUAUCAAGGGCAUCGUUUGGACCAC
Messenger RNA from Brachypodium distachyon (stiff brome), 1528 nucleotides. RefSeq names its product superoxide dismutase [Fe] 2, chloroplastic. Gene Ontology annotation, biological process: superoxide metabolic process. The record is from RefSeq and is a predicted model, not a curated record. The transcript is spliced from 8 exons. Gene Ontology annotation, molecular function: superoxide dismutase activity; metal ion binding. The coding region runs from base 158 to 928 and encodes 256 amino acids. Gene Ontology annotation, cellular component: chloroplast nucleoid. NCBI's taxonomy places the organism in Eukaryota, Viridiplantae, Streptophyta, Magnoliopsida, Poales, Poaceae.